AUGGGAGAAGUCGACCGGAAGCAGUUGACCCCCACGGUCUCACAAGAUGUCGAGAAAUCGCGCACCCCCUCGAUCGACCCCGACGCCCUGAAGCUCGCAGAGAUGGGCUACACCCAGGACCUGAACAGAAACUUCAGCGUAUGGUCUGUCUUGGGUGUCGGCUUCUCGCUGACGAAUUCCUGGUUCGGUAUCUCGGCGGCCUUGAUCACGGGUAUCAACUCUGGUGGACCCAUCUUGAUCAUCUACGGCAUCAUCCUCAUCGCUUUGAUCUCGACCUGUGUUGGUGUCAGCCUCAGUGAGCUCGCGAGCGCGAUGCCCAAUGCUGGUGGCCAGUACUUUUGGGCGAACGAACUGGCACCCAAGAAGUUUACCAAGCUCGCCAGCUACCUGACCGGCUGGCUGGCUUGGUGGGGCUCCAUGUUCACGAGUGCGUCUGUGGCACUGGCCAUGGGUAGUGCCAUGGUGGGCUGCUAUCAACUGAACAAUCCUGACUUUGUCAUUAAGCCUUGGCAUGUCUUUCUUACCUAUCAGCUCUCCAACAUCUUUUGCUUCUUCUUCAAUUGCUACGGCAAAACGCUACCCACCGUUGCAAAGAUUACCCUCUGGACCUCACUCAUUUCAUUCGCCGUAAUCCUCAUCACCGUCCCUGCCGUUGCGCCUACCCACCAACAUGCCAGCUUUGUCUUCGCAACCUUCAUCAACAAUACGGGCUGGCAGCAAGGUGGAAUUGCCUUCAUCGUCGGCCUCGUCAAUACCAACUGGAGUUUUGCCUGUCUGGACUGCGCCACCCAUCUCGCGGAAGAAGUACACCAGCCCGAGAAGAUGAUCCCCAUCGCCAUCAUGGGUACCGUCGGCAUCGGCUUCAUCACCAGCUGGUUCUUCUCCAUGGCCAUGUUCUUCUCCAUUGUCGGCGACUUUGCAGACGUCGCUGCCUCGAGCACAGGCGUUCCCAUCCUCGAACUCUUCUACCAGGCCCUCAGCCACAAAGCCGGAGCCAUUGUCCUCGAGUCCCUCAUCAUCGCAACCGGUCUGGGCUGCUUGGUCGCUAGCCACACCUGGCAGAGCCGUCUCUGCUGGAGCUUCGCCCGCGAUCGCGGUCUCCCCGCUCACAAGUGGCUGUCCAAGGUAGACAAGAGGAUUGACAUUCCACUCAACGCGCACAUUGUCAGUUGCGUCAUCGUCGCCAUCAUGGGCUGCUUAUAUCUAGCUUCCUUGACGGCCUUCAACUCCAUGAUCACCGCAUGCAUCGUCCUCCUCUACUCCAGCUACUCCAUCCCCGUCAUCUGCCUCCUCAUCCGCGGCCGCAACAACAUCUCCCACGGCCCCUUCUGGCUCGGUCGCUUCGGCCUGUUCGCCAACAUCGUACUCCUCCUAUGGACCCUCUUCACCCUCGUCAUGUAUUCCUUUCCCUACGCCAAACCCGUAGCCGCCAGCAACAUGAACUACGUUUGCGUCGUCUACGCUAUUGUCGCCUUCAUUACGGGCAUGGACUGGAUUUUUCGCGGACGCAAGAGUUAUAGAGGAGCUGGGGAGCGCAAGGCUGAGGUUCAGCCCAUGCUUGUGCAUAGUGGCGCUGGAUCAUUGAGUGGAGAAAGGGGGACAAUUCACACCCUUGGGUCAACAGACUUGCGCGGUUUUCGCACGAGUUUUGCUUGGUCGAUUGGAUUCGCAUUCACAUUCGCAUUCGCAGUCAUCGCCAUCGCCAUCGCCAUCGCCAUCAUCAUCGUCAUCGCCACGUGGAAGAUUAUAUCCAUAUUUUUCGAGAUACCAUGA
Plenodomus lingam JN3 is the source of this 1773-nucleotide messenger RNA. RefSeq lists its product as uncharacterized. Gene Ontology annotation, biological process: transmembrane transport. Gene Ontology annotation, cellular component: membrane. NCBI's taxonomy places the organism in Eukaryota, Fungi, Ascomycota, Dothideomycetes, Pleosporales, Leptosphaeriaceae. Gene Ontology annotation, molecular function: transmembrane transporter activity. The record is from RefSeq and is a predicted model, not a curated record.